UAAAUAAACUGAUCAAUUGAGUCAAUAUGGUCAGCGGAUUAACUCGAACCAAUCCCUCGCUAAUAAAGAAAAACAAAAUGGCCGACAUCAAUGACGAAGACUUGAUGGAAAGUGGCUCUGAAAUAUCAGAUGACGAGCUUCAAAGAGAUUUUGCAAGCGGAAAACUUCAAGUGGGUUUGAACAGAAUUCAGUCCCAAACCAAGACACGUGCUCUGUACAACAAUGUCCCUGGCAUGAAGCAAAAACUGGAGCAGAUCGCUCAAGAGCUUGAAUGGGUUGAAAGAAUGGAUGUCACAGUCACCAGAGAGGAAGAUGACGAGCAGGAAAGUUUAAAGACGCCUACAACAUCCACAGUUUCCAGUGAGAAAAGUAUCCAUGAUGACUUCCAACGAGAAAUGAGAUUCUACAAGCAAGCACAGGUGGCAGUGAAUGAAGCACUUUCUAAACUGAACAAACUUGGAGUGGGAACCAAACGACCUGAGGAUUACUUUGCAGAAAUGGUGAAAACUGAUGAUCACAUGCAGAGGGUAAGAGCAAAAUUACUGAGCAAGCAGAAAGCCAUGGAGAGGUCUGAAAAGGCAAAGAAACAGCGAGAGAUGAAGAAAUUUGGCAAAAAGGUCCAACAAGAGGUUUUGCAAAAGAGGCAGAAGGAAAAGAGAGAGAUGAUGGAAGCUGUGAAAAACUACAAAAAACGUGGCAAGAACACCCCAGUUGAUGCAAAAUCAACAGCAGGAGGCCCUGAUGAAUUUCAGAUACAAACAGAGAGAGAAUCUUCAACCAUAAACAAAGGAAAAGUCAUUAAACGCGGAAGGAAUGCAAAGAGAAAAAGGAAGGAUUCCAAAUACGGUUUUGGAGGAUUAAAGAAAGGAAUGAAGAGAAAUUCCAAGCAAAGUUUUUCAGACGUGAGUUCGUUCAACUCUUCAAUACACAGUAAAGCGCCGAGAGCAAAGGCUGGAAAUGCGGGAAAGAAGAGAAAGAACACCCGACCUGGAAAGUCUCGGAGGAAACAGAUGAAGAAAUGAAUAUUUGGAAUUUGAACUGACGAGGAGAACAAUUCAG
Molecule: messenger RNA, 1059 nt
Organism: Pocillopora damicornis (cauliflower coral)
Lineage: Eukaryota; Metazoa; Cnidaria; Anthozoa; Scleractinia; Pocilloporidae
Product: putative rRNA-processing protein EBP2
Biological process (GO): ribosomal large subunit biogenesis; rRNA processing
Cellular component (GO): nucleolus; nuclear periphery; preribosome, large subunit precursor
Source: RefSeq, a predicted model, not a curated record